GCGAUUCCUAUUGGUGCACAACGUGCCCACUUUACUAGAUAUUCCGACUGAUCAACUAUACUACGUGAUACGAACAAGGGUCCCGUAGGCUGCGAGAUCCCGCGAGGUCCUUCCGAGCAGCUCUCUCAUAUAUGGUUCGUACUAGGCCCUAGAGCCCGCCCCAUUACCUAGAAGCGAAGCUGAUGUGGGGCUUCAUUUCACUUUUACUGGCAACUCGUCACUUCAUUGGUGGUGUGUCACUGGAUGUGAAGUAGCGCCGAAUGUCCCUUAGCAUUAUCUUGACUCACACGGAAAUCAUGACUUCCUCCGCCUUGCCUGAAACCCUUGCUUGACCUGUGUGGUAUACCAAUCAAUCCGACAUGGUGUGCUUGCUGCGAUGGGCUCUCUGCGGGGGAUUCGUUAUAUCCCUUGUAGACGCAAUCUUUGCAGCCCGCCCUCAGGCCAUCGGCAUUGAUUUCGGGCCCGAGAUGAUAACUGUCGCACAUGCGUAUAGCAGUGAUAAUGUGACGUUGCCAGCCUGUAUCAAACCUGAACUAGACGAUCCCUUCAGCAUCUAUCUAUUCCGGCUGCGACUAGAAAAAUGGAGCGACGGCACGCUCGACGCGCUAUAUGGCCGGAAGAACGAAGGGACCUCCGGCAUUUCCAAUGCUGUGGUAAUGCUGUUUGCAAGGCUCGUAUCGUCCUUGACUUGUAGCCAUGACACAGCGAACCUGUCUUGGGUACGGCAGUGCGUCUGCAGUGCUUGGCACAGCAUCACGGCUCGGCUUCGCAGCGCCAAGAGGUUGGAACUAGGGGAGUUCACGUUGAAUGAUGUGAAGGAUGCGUUUGUCGAUAUCCUCACGCGGUUGCAAGAAGAGGCACGCACCAAGCACAACAUUGAUAUGCAAUCGGCCGUCAUCGCCCUCCCGGACUUUUUCAACCAAACCCUGGUGGAUUUGUUCCUCGAAGCGAGCCGGAAGGUUGGCAUCACGCCUUUGCUGGAGCCCGUGAGCCGGAUGAUCGUAUCAACAUAUAGCAGCAAUGGGACUCCACGAGAGGCGGACGGGAAAUAUCUCAUUAUGGACCUAGGACAAUAUUAUCUGGACCUACGCAGUCUCAAUGCGAGUCCCAGGCCAAUGGCCCGAAAUGGGCGCCUCCCCAUGGACCCCUGGGGAAGUGCCAGUCUCGAUCGGGAUAUAACUCGCUCGGCCGUUGAACGAUCGGAAACCCUACAGACCUGGCUUUCGCUCGGUGGAUCCAGGGCCGCGUUGCAGGAAGAAGUCCGGAAGGCGCGGGUGCUGAUACGAGAUAACUUUGAUCGCGAAUUGCUGGGGACCGAGGACCACCAGGACCAUCACCAUAAAGAGUACCCUCUGCAGCUGAAGGACCCCGACGCCACCGCUGUGCUGUCAUGGGUUGAUGUUGAAGCAGUAGAGAUGAGAUAUAUUCAAAGCAUCGCGCAGAAUAUUCAUAACUAUCUAGUUGCCGCGAACAAUCCUACCGGAGAUAUUCGGGAUGACAUGAUCCCUACCAAAAUUGAUAAAGCGUUUAUUUUGACGAGUGGGCUUGACGGAGAAUUAAUCAAGCAGAGCCUUGAACAUGCUCUUGGUGAUGUUGAGAUUAUAGGAGGACGGCUACGAGACUGGUACCUGGCCGCAGAGGGCGCUGCUCAAGUUGGUUUAUUAUACCAGCAGGCAUGGGACCAGAGGCAGCGGCUAUUAAGGGAAAAAGACGAGUUAUAGUACUAUAUGGAGUUGUUCUAGUGACGAAACUUAAUUCAUCCAUCUGUCAAGGACAAUUCGGAAUUGGUUCGUCAGGUAAUGACACAUAUCCCAAUCCACAAAAUCCACCCGACCCUGG
Molecule: messenger RNA, 1839 nt
Organism: Penicillium brasilianum
Lineage: Eukaryota; Fungi; Ascomycota; Eurotiomycetes; Eurotiales; Aspergillaceae
Source: the annotation of a GenBank genome assembly